This is a messenger RNA of Acipenser ruthenus (sterlet), 5870 nucleotides long. RefSeq names its product SMC5-SMC6 complex localization factor protein 2-like. The transcript is spliced from 21 exons. The record is from RefSeq and is a predicted model, not a curated record. The coding region runs from base 423 to 3944 and encodes 1173 amino acids. NCBI's taxonomy places the organism in Eukaryota, Metazoa, Chordata, Actinopteri, Acipenseriformes, Acipenseridae.
UGCUUUUUGCCCUGUCAAGAUGACGAGGAUAGACCUCUCAUUGUGAAUCUGCCGCUCUAGCCUUCGCGAGGCUGGUUUCUAUGUUCCUUGGCAGGUGAAGAAGGGAAGAGCGGAAUCAUCUGAAAAAAUGGCGACUGCGGUGAAUAUUCGAGAGCUGGACUACUAAACAGGCGGGAAACUAUGAGUGAAUUCACAAAGCUCGGUACUUCAAACUGUACACAUAAAUAGAGGGGUACAAUCCCCGAGACCAAGUGAACUGGAGUUUGUGUAACGAUGAAAGACAGGAAGCCACUGGGACUCGCGGGAGGUAAUCAAGCUAUUUCGAGUUUCUUCAGCCCAAGCUGUGAUCCAGAUGGCCUUCUAGGAACAGGAAAACUGUGUUGUGAUCCAGGACAAUGUGACACCAUAACAAUUAAUAUACGAUGACAGACCUCAGUCGCCUCUCUUCUGUUGUUAAAGACCGCCUCGUACUUGGAUCCCCCAAACAGCAGUGCAGUGAUGCUAAAAGGAGCGGUCGGUCUCACUGCAGCUCUGCGGUGAAGCCAGGCAGCGGAGUAUCCACGCCUCCCCCCGUGAAGCACAAGAGCAAACCUGCUCUGCCAAUGCAGAAGACUCCUGACAAGAGCCCCGUCCUGGAGGCCAUCGCCAGGGCUGCCAGCUGGGAAAAAGCAGGGAGCCCGAGCAGAGGGAUCAGCAGGAGUCACACACACAUCCCCAUGCCCAGCGUGGUGGUGAAGAAGCUCUGUCCCAACUCCCUCAGCUUCUCCUCCUUCAUGCUGGGCAGUGACAACUCCACCAAGAAGUCUGUCUCUAGAAACAGCACGGCCCCUCGCGUGAAAAGCAGCAGUCUUGCUUGUGAUGAAAGGAAGGGGUCCCAGGAUGGAGACGCGAAGCCCCACCAGGCGCUUGAUUUCCUCUCCCCAGACAGCAGUCCCUCUGGCAGCCCUCCCUCCACCCCCAGGAAGACUCAGUCAAGGCUGCACAGCCCGGAGUUUCAGGAGACGCUGCAGAAUUACAAGAAGCAGAGGGAGCUGAAGAGGCAAAGGCUGGAACAGUCACAGCACACAGUUAACAAGUCUUCUGAAUGCCAGCGAUCAAAUCCGGUCUGUUACAAAUCGCCAGGCUCGUCCCAGCUCUGUAACAUGACCACCCCGAAGGCGGUGCCGCUCGUAAACAAGUCCUCCAGCCAGCGUAAGGUUCGAAAGAGUUUGUGUUAUUCACCUGAGUCUCAAAGCAGGCACGUGAGCCCAGGUUACAACUCGGCAGAACAAUCCCCUGGAAAGAGGAAAAGAGAUCUGGACGAGGAUGAUGGAAAGGUGAAAAAAAACCCCUUCCCUCAGGAUCCUGGCAAACAAGCCACUAGCACUAGCAAGGUCCAGAAAGAGAGCCCCGCGGCUGUCCGACAAUCACCCAGCAAGGAGGGGAAAGAGGCUGCUGGGCCCAAAGCCAAAAGCUUGCCUGCACAGGAGAAGCGCUUGGAGCUGCAGCGUGUGUCUUCAUCCUCCUCCUCCUCCUCCUCCUCUUUCUCGUUCGACUCUUGGAAUAGCCGUCUGGCUGAGUGCACAGGAGUAAAAGAGAAGCCCAACUCCCAUCAUUCGCAUUCUGAAACUGUUAAGCACAAAGCUAAAACCAUUGACAGAAUUGAAUUUAAAAUGGCUUUGUUGCGACGCAUGACUAACUUGAACAAUGCUGACCUCUCUCCCAGGGAGGAAGGUCCCCCGCAAGCUGAAUUUGAGAAUGGAGGUUCUUCUGUCUCCAAUCUCUCCGUGUCUAGCACUGAGAGGGCCUUGGGCUUAACUGCUGGAAAAAACGUCAACACCACUGAAGUUUCUCAUAAAAAUGGUACAUUGUCUGCUGUAUUGGGAACACCAGAGAGAACCGAAGGGAACUCUCCCACUGUAGCUGAGAGUGGCAGUUUGCCGUCACCCGCAUUCAGGGAGGGGACUCCUGGUGGAGACUCGUGUUCUGAUGUCAGGGCCAUGGUCCCGAGCCCUGGCUCCCCGGCAGCAGCCUCAGAGCCAGUGGUUAGUGGCGGAGGGACUCCGGACAGGACUGCAGGGUACUGGCAGGACAGUUUGGAUAGUGAUGGAGGAGGGGCUGUGGGCAGCCUGAGCAGCGACAGUGAUGACGAUGAUGAGCCUUUGUUGUCGCUGGAUGAGUUCAUGUCUCGGGGUUCAAAGUCAGCUGCCACGCCAGAGAAGAGCUCGUAUUCAGAGUCUAGCACCCCUGUGUCCUCGAGCCAUUUUACAGCUGGCCCCAGCAGACCAUUGAGUUACAAAAACAGCCUCGCAAGUAUGCUGAAGGAAAAAGAGGAACAGCAGAGAGUGAAAGAGAUUGAUCUCCAGUUCCAGAAUGACAUCGGAGAGGGCAAGGCGAUGUGGAAACUGAGUGAGGAGCUGGAAGAGGGCAGUUCUGAUGAAGAGGAGCUCAUUCCUGAAGAACACCGGGAUUUUGUGGAGAAGUUUUCCAUUAUUUCGGAUGCCAUUCCGGACUUGCGCCCGGGAGAGGAAAUCUUCCACUUGUCAAACUUCGGGAAGCUCUUCACUGAGGAAAGUCUUGGCCUGAGAAACAGCAGAUUGAGCCCUGAGAGUCGUGAGCAGGACGCGCUUCUGAGUUUCUACCCUCGAAAGCAAACAUUUGUGUGCAGUCAAGGCUUUCUAAAGAUGGCAUUUCAGUGUGCUCCUCGUCAGCCAUCUCUUUACAAGUGGUUGUUUCAGAUGAUGUCUGUCCAUUCAGAUUUUCUGACUUCUACACUAAUUCUUAAAGGGCUAAGAGACCUUGCAUUGAAUGCUGCUGAGCAGAUAGUGCUGUACAACAACAAAACAGUGCGAGUCUGGCUGCCACCGCUGGAAGACGUGACGCUCGUGUUUCUCAACAUGGGCGUCCCCUUCGGCAGCCUGUUCCCUGUGGAAAAUCUCCAGCCAGACUUCUCUGAAGAAGACAUUGUGCAAAGUGUAGAUGCCGUGGCAGAGGAUGCUGUAGAGAGUCGUGAGUGUGAUCCUGUGUGUUUCCCAUUGCAGAACUUCAUCAAUGUGCUUCAGUAUCUGGUGAUGUGCACCUCCCUGUGCCCCAGGGCCUACAGUGACCGGGACAAGCUGCUGCUGCUGUCCCUGCUGUGCAGAGUCAGCCUGGAGAAGGGGCUGCGCCUGCACCCCAUGGUGGAAAUCCAGACCAUCAUUCACAACCUGCUCAAGAGCAUCAGGCACUGGGACACGCAGAUGCCUCUAGUUUGUCUAACCUUAAUCAACCUAGCAGCUCAUCACCAUAACCUGCGAUGGCUGGUUACAUUACUGCCCAUCUACUCCCGUGGCAGACAACUCAGGAGACAUGUGAGCCUGGCGCUCAUCUCCAAACUCUUGAACAGGAGCUGCACUUACACGAUGGAAAACGCUGAUCUUCAGCUGUCCGAGCUGCGUCCCUACUUGAUUCGAAUGAAGCCCUCCUCUCUGUUAAAAAAUAUUAAAGCUGAAAAGAAGUGGGGGAAUCAGCUGGGAGAGGAUCAGCCAUCGGAAAUCAGUCUGGAUCAGGAGGCGUACUACCUUGCACAUAGCCUGUUGGCAUUGGCCAGUGAAGUGGUUAACUUUGAUUCUGUUCCUGCCGGUCAAAGAAAACACCUAGUGCUACUGUCUGCCGAACUGGAAAAGCACAUCAAAUGUGAUAUCAGGGAGAGUGAUAAGCUUGUUUACCGCAGCAAGGUGAAGGAUCUGGUUGCACGGAUUUAUAUUAAAUGGCAGGAACUCCUUCAGAGAUCCAGGCCACUGCAGGGUAAGCUGCAUGACUACUGGGAGCCUUCAACAGAGGACGCCAGCACAGCCAGUCAAGUACCUGAACCAGAACCAGAACCGGAAUCAGAACCGGAACCGGAACCUGACAGGGAGGCCAACAAAGAACCUGUUGUCUUAACGGUUGAAGAAUGUGAGGCUAGUGGAGAAGAGAUGCAGUGAUUCACUUUGCUAUCUUCAGAUCGGUUCUGAACAUUCAGCCUGCCCUCCACUUGCCUUCCACAUUUCAAUACACCAGCAAUAUUAAAUACAACACAAUCCACUGACUGAAAUUCUCAUACAGUCAGUAUCAAAACGCUUCUCCCCUCGGACGUCCCCACUGAUAAACGGACCGAAGAAAUCUGGUACCGUUUCUUUAGUCUAGAUUAUACUUUACAACAAAAAAAUAAAUAAGCCAAAUGAAUUCUUCAGUAUUUCGGUAUUAACCCUUAGCUGCCCGGUGUCCAAUAUAUUUGACACUGUGAGAAUAGGCAUUAACAGGUAUGGGAACACACCCAGGGCAGCGUUGUUUCCAGGUUGACAGGUUUGCCUGGGCGAUCUCAACACUACAAGGUGGGGAGAGCUGAUGAGAAUGAAGUGAAAUUGUUACUUCAGCUUCGGGUGAAGCUGCUGAAACAGUGCAUUGUUUUUUUAUGUAGAGGAAAGACCACACGCAAAAGAAAUAAUUCUACUGCACAUAGUACAUAUUUUUGUUACUGUAUAUAUUUAUAAAGAAAGUACUUGCACUUGGCAGUAGCCAUUCUGUUUCAACCCUGUCCGCAUUGGGUAUGUUUACAUGCAGGCAGUAUUCAGAGUAAAGAAUUCAGAAUCAGAAUGCAACGAUACCUGUAUCUUCAGAGUAUUUACCUUUCAGAAGUAUUAAACAAAUCCAUUUGUUAGUGUGCUGAUUUCAAAACAUGAAAAGAAUGACCUUCCAUCACCUUUAUAAUUGAGUACCAACCAAAGGCAGUUUAUGUUGGCACUGAGUGUUUUAAAAGCCAGUUGGGAGUAAACUGCCCUCGUCUAUUUACUGCCAUACCGAGGCUGUAAACUGACCAUGAAAAUAUGAUGCAAAGCCAGCAGAUGCACCUGAUUCAUCAUCUAAACGUGAGCUUUGAGCUUUCCUUACACUUAACUGAAGAGCGACCUGAAGCUGGGCAAGCUGGGAUACAUAAGUGUGUCGCGUUUCAUAUGAGAGCUCAUCCUGCCCAGGGUUACAAUCCCACAAUUCACUGCAGACAUGGAAAGUGAAAUAAAAAUGAUUUCAUAUCAAGAGUAUAAAAGGAAGGCAAGACAAAUCGCUAAAAUUGUUUUGUGUUGAGUAAUUAACAUGUUUUAUUCCAUGUAAUUAAUACCCAACACCUUCCGAUUUCUUCAAGGUAAUUACUUGGAGAAUGCGGGUAUCGGCGCGCCCCUGAUUCAGAAUAUUGUGUGUUCAUGGACAGCUCUGAAUUCUGAAAGCCUUAUCCUGUAAAUCAUAAGCACUUCCUCUUCCUUGUGUUCUGUAUCUCUGGGGUUAAAAAUGAAACCAUGUUAAUAUGAAACCCAAAACCAAGUACUGAUUUCCUGAUCAAUUCUCACUGAAUGCCAGGAUAGCAUUUGUAGACUAUAUAAAGAAUAUAGAAAAGCACAGCAUUCCUGAAGGCUUUUCCCCAUGCAGUUACUGGUUGUUUUGCCCUUCUGUACUCUCCCCUCUCUCCAUACAUCACCUUCAGGACCCGCAUUCUGCUCUGUAGUAAUUCAUGUUACAGUUGAGUGUAGCUGACCUCCAGCCUGCACCAAGAAAAGCUCUGUUUGGAAUGCUCAGGGCGCAUCGCCGUCAUUAAAGGAAUAUUCUGAGAAGAGUUAGGAAUUGCAUGGAAAUAUUCGCUAUUGUUUUCUGCACCCCAAGCCAUUUGAAUGUAUGUUUUUGUAUUAAAUUAGGUUUGGAAUUGUUGUUCAUUGUCUUGUUUUUUUUAAAAUAUGUUCUAUAUUUAAAGCCUUGCUUUUCAGUUCUUUUUAUAAUGUUUGGUACCGGUACCACUGUUUUCAUGUGAUUGUAAUAACUGUACUUUUGAAUAUUUGUUAGUUCUAUAAUAAAAAUACGACGAGUCUGUUCCUGCUUUGUAA